UGCCCGGGCAGCGUGGCUGCACAAACCCCCCUGGCCGCGGUGGCCGAGCCCAUUCAGCUCCAGCGGCCUGCGGCUAAUCCGAGCUGAUGCCUGGCUGCGUGGCGCGGGCGGUGUCCGGUCGGGGGUUUUGGGAGAAGCCCAGCUCCCUGCUCCGCUGGGGCAGCAAGGCACCCCUCCCAAGGGACCCCCGGCUUGUCCUGCCCGGCAGGUUCCUGCGGGACGACUACUCCAUCCAGGUGGCCAUCAAUGACUACCUGGACAUCUACUGCCCGCACUACGAGGGGGCGGUGCCCGCCGGCCGGGCUGAGACCUUCACGCUCUUCAUGGUGGAUCGGGAGGGCUAUCGCGGCUGCUACGAGACCCCCGGCGCCUUCAAGCGCUGGGAGUGCAACCGGCCCCGGGCGCCCUUCGGGCCCGUCCGAUUCUCCGAGAAGAUCCAGCGUUUUACCCCCUUCUCACUCGGCUUCGAGUUCCAGCCGGGGGAGACCUACUACUACAUCUCCGUGCCCAGCCCCGAGAGCGCCGGGCGAUGCCUGAAGCUUCGCGUCACCGUCUGCUGCCGAGGCACCACGCCAGAGCCGGUGACAGAGGUGCCGAAUUCGCAGCCCCGAGGGCGCGGGGGCCCCGAAGAUGUGUCUCCUGCCCGGGGCACCGCGGUCCCAUCACAGCCCUGCACCCCAUGCCUGACGCUCGUGCUCCUGGCCCUGCUCUGGAUCUGACCCCGGCGCUGUCCCUGGCGGGGGGAUGGGCUCCUCUGCCCCAACGCCGCUUCCAGAGUCUUCCUCCCAGCCAAACCCCCGAGCCCGUGGGGCAGCCCCAGGCCAUGACCCGCCUGCUGGACCUCCGCAAAGCCGAGCUGGGGCCGGGAGCUCCGGGCUGGAAGGUGAGGGGCAGCGGGGAGCUCCGGGGCACUGGGUGAGCACCUGCGUGCUGCCCUGAAGCAUCCCUGGACGGGGCUCUCUCCCUGCCAGGGCCAUCGCAUCGCCGCACGUCGGGAUUGCCGCGAGUCCUCGCGCUGGGAUUGCCACACCCCGGCACUGCCCCACCGGCCACCGGCCCGGCUCUGGGGUCCCCUCAGCGAACGCCUGCUCUGCCCCACGGCCAUCACCUCAUCUCGUGCCUUUCCCCACGGACCCCCUCCCCUGGGGCCCAGGGACCCCCGACCCCGGAGCGGGGCAGCUCCGAUGGCGGCAUCCGCCGCUGCUGUGUCCUCCUUCGGCGAGGACACGCUGAUCUGUCUUCUGGGAAGACGCCUUCCUCCAUGCCCUCAGUUUGGUUUUAACCCUUGGUAGUGACUGAGCAAUACAAUAUUUGCAAGAUC
This is a messenger RNA of Serinus canaria (Common canary), 1321 nucleotides long. It is a transcript of the gene EFNA4, whose product is annotated as ephrin A4. Gene Ontology annotation, molecular function: ephrin receptor binding. Lineage: Eukaryota; Metazoa; Chordata; Aves; Passeriformes; Fringillidae. Gene Ontology annotation, cellular component: plasma membrane. The record is from RefSeq and is a predicted model, not a curated record. Gene Ontology annotation, biological process: axon guidance; ephrin receptor signaling pathway.